Molecule: messenger RNA, 2136 nt
Organism: Hippocampus comes (tiger tail seahorse)
Lineage: Eukaryota; Metazoa; Chordata; Actinopteri; Syngnathiformes; Syngnathidae
Gene: lhfpl5a
Product: LHFPL tetraspan subfamily member 5a
Exons: 2
Coding region: 1374-2027 (217 amino acids)
Biological process (GO): detection of mechanical stimulus involved in sensory perception; sensory perception of sound
Cellular component (GO): plasma membrane
Source: RefSeq, a predicted model, not a curated record
UUAAAAAUUUGUGAUUAAAAAAAAAACUCUUUUUUUUGUGAAGAUGCUCUCUCUCAUGAGGACCGAUAUAUUUGAUUUAUCUGUCGAGAAAGCUGAGCAUGCACAUGGCAAUAUAAAAACACAAGUAAGCAAAGAAAUAAAUCCUAAACUUGUUUCCAUUUGCACACAACACACGCACACUCACGCACAAAUCCCCGACUCCAUUUUCUAUGAGUAAAUUGGAUUGCCGCUCCAGGAAAAAAAAAAAAAAAGAUUAUAAACAGCCUCCCUCUCGCACUGGUGGGGAGCAUCACUUAAUAAUGCUAAGUGUAUUGACACGUCGGUGCCUACACUCGAGUACACGUGCACUGUGCAGAGCUACACAUCAAUAUGAUACACUUUCACCAAACGACCUGGUGUAAACAAAUAUAUGAAGUAAACUAGAAGGAUCGUAAAUAUUGUGAGUCAAUUCCCAGGCGGAACAUCAGGCUCAUCAUCCGCGAGGGUUAUUGUGGGGAAGCAUUGGCUGAUUACAGUUUGGGGGUUGUUUGUAGUUCAAGUGUAUCGUUAUUAUGCAUUCAAGGGGCUUCUUCGAGGCAAUAUGAUAACAAAUCCGCAUUACAUUGAACACAACACAGGAAACUAGAAAAGUAGUUCCAUUUAAGAUUAAACAGUAACUUCGGUAUGUGGAUUUUAUGGGCAUUGUAAACUGUCUGCCCUUGCAGUAUCAACAAUAAAAUGGGUUACUAAACGUCACGAAAGGAAUCAUGUUUUGAUUUAUAUGCUUUAUUCCUGUCGUUGCCUUUGCUUUCGAAUCUCUUGAUAUACAGUUCUAGCAGGAACGUACAAACUGAUGCAUUACUUUCCAGCUCUGUACUGUCACCUAGUGGUCAUCGUGUCAAAAUACAUUUACGUCACAUAACUGGCUCGUAAUAAUUGUGCUGUCGUAGAAUCCGCCUGCGUGAGCAGUGUGUUAUUUUCCAUCCAAGUCACGAUUAAAGCAGAAUAGCUUUGUGUUCAACUAGACACACAUUCCGCCGUGAGCACAUUUGUGAGGAGAUUUAGGCAAGAUCGAUUUUGCAUAUUUUUUCGGGGUGGUGUUCCUGUGAGAUAAAAAAAAAUACAGUAUCGAUAUGCCUUAUUGGCGCAAGAAAGGCUUAAGAACAUUGUGUUAAUAUUAAUGUCACUUAACGAAAGUGAAAGUAAUACCUUGUGACUGAAAGUAUCAGCUGAGCCUAGUCGCCACCUGGCAAGUUAUCAUUUUACAAUGAAUCAUACAUGAGUGGCACCCAAUGGGACAUUUCUAAAUUGCAACUCUUCUCCGGUGGGUGGUAUUAUCUCUUCUUUGCCUUCGGGGCUGUUGUUGUAACAGACAUUUUUAAAAGUUGGUGACCAUGUUGCCAGCCCAGGAAGCGGCGAAGAUCUACCACACUAACUACGUGCGCAACGCCCGAGCGGUGGGCGUGCUGUGGACCGCGUUCACCAUCACCUUCGCAGUCAUCACGGUGGUGGUGUUCAUCCAACCUUACUGGAUCGGGGACAGCGUCAACACGCCCCAGGCCGGCUACUUUGGCCUCUUCCACUACUGCAUCGGCAACGCGCUCACUUCGGAGCUCACCUGCAAAGGUAGCGCCCUUGACUUCGGCUCCAUCCCGUCCGGGGCCUUCAAGACGGCCAUGUUCUUCGUGGGCAUCUCCAUGCUGUUGGUGGUGGGCAGCAUCGUGUGCUUCAGCCUCUUCUUCUUUUGCAACGCCGGCAGCGUGUACAAGAUCUGCGCCUGGAUGCAGCUGGCCUCCAGCGCUUGCAUGGUGAUCGGCUGCAUGAUUUAUCCUGACGGCUGGGACUCAGAGGAGGUGAAGCGGAUGUGCGGCCAACGGACCGACAAAUACACCCUGGGCAACUGCACGGUGCGCUGGGCUUACAUCUUGGCCAUCAUCAGCAUCAUGGACUCGCUCAUCCUUGCCUUCCUGGCCUUUAGCCUGGGCAGCAGACAGGACAACCUGCUGCCCGAGGACUUCCAGGUGGAGGAGAAAGGUACCAGCAUUUAGGGGAGGAUGGGUGAGCAGGACAUAAGAUGUACUGAAAGGAAAACCAAGAGAGCAUGUGAGGUAAAAGUGUCUCUCAAUUCAAUGUGACAACUCAAUUUCUGCUGUUUCU